Molecule: messenger RNA, 2682 nt
Organism: Brienomyrus brachyistius
Lineage: Eukaryota; Metazoa; Chordata; Actinopteri; Osteoglossiformes; Mormyridae
Gene: trmt1l
Product: tRNA methyltransferase 1-like
Exons: 16
Coding region: 73-2148 (691 amino acids)
Biological process (GO): tRNA N2-guanine methylation
Cellular component (GO): nucleus
Molecular function (GO): RNA binding
Source: RefSeq, a predicted model, not a curated record
UACAUAUUGUUGCUUUACGCAGAGUACGUAGAGUGGAAAGCGCAAAUACGAAUUUUACUCUAGUUUAGUAAAAUGGCGGAGCAAAAGGAAGAAGACGCUAUUCAACUACAUCAGGAGGCCGUCGAUAAAAAUAGCAUCCCUAUCAACCCGGAGGAGAAGAGCAGAGACCUGCUCGAUACUCCUACUGCACCAGCCAGCGCUGCAAAAACUGAAUCAUCUACUGACAGUGAGAGAAACGCGUCCGUGUCUUCCUCUGAGAGACAUGUGUCGGUUCAGACUGAGCUGGAGGGCCUGGAAAAGCUGGUAGACCUUAAUGGAGCUGGAAGAAAGAACUGCCCACUUUGUCCAGAGGAAAAGUUCAAAGCUUGUUACAGUCACAAACUACGGCGCCACCUACAGAACCUACACUGGAAGGUCUAUGUGGAAUUUGAAGGUCAGAGAAUGUGCAUCUGUCACCUGCCCUGCAGGCAACUGAAACCCAGCCCCAAUGGAGACCAGGCCACUGGACGGCUGGUAGCCCAUUAUCACUGCGUGGUUUGCUCAGUGACCAUUGCUCGCAAGACUGACAUGAUCAGCCACCUCAAGCGCCACGUGAACAAGGGCGAGACUGAGGCAAGCUACACAGGGAGUGCGGAGGUGCCUGUUGAGGAUCCAGUUCCUUCUGGACAGGCCUAUGAAAUAAUGAAAGAAUUGGGCACCAAUGUUCAGCUCCUUCCGAACUACACCACCCCACAGAAGAGUGACACCUACUUUAACCGGAAAAUGAAAAUGAACAGACAGCUUGUGUUCUGCUCAUUGGCAGUUCUGGCAGGAGAGAGAAACCCUCUGGAGUGUCUCGAUGCUUUUGGUGCCACAGGCAUCAUGGGUCUACAGUGGGCUAAGCAUCUUCGCAACUCGGUCAAGGUGACAAUCAACGACAUUAACGAGGCCUGUGUUAAAAUGAUCCGGGAAAACUGCCACCUCAACAACGUCCGAGUGGAAGGCAACCGAGGGUCCCGGCACGCUGACGACCCUGGCCGUGCAGAGGAUGCACCCCUCGCUUCGGUGGAGGUCGUCAAGAUGGAUGCCAAUGUUGUCAUGCACUUGCGUCCUUUCGACUACAUACACCUGGACCCCUUUGGGACAGCAGUGAACUACCUAGAUGCGGCUUUUCGGAAUGUGCGCAACCUGGGCAUCGUAUCGGUGACGUCCACCGACACGGGGUCGCUGUACUCCAAGGCCCCGAACGUCACCCUGCGGCACUACGGCUGCCAGAUUGUGAGGACGGAGUACUACAAGGAGCUGGCAGCCCGCAUGGUCGUCGCUACAGUGGCAAGGGCGGCUGCGCGCUGCAACAAGGGCGUGGAGGUGCUGCUGGCUGUGGCCGUCGAGCACUUCGUCCUGGUGGUGGUGCGGGUGCUGCGAGGCCCCACCCAGGCCGACGAGGCAGCAAAGAAGAUACGGCAGCUCCUGCACUGCCAGUGGUGUGAAGAGAGGGUCUUCCUGAAGCCCGGGAGCAUGGUGGAAGAGAGUCUAUACAAACAGCUACCCUGCAGCUGCCACGGGAGCAUGCCGGGAAAGACGGCUGUGGAGCUGGGCCCCCUCUGGGCAGGUCCCCUUUUCAACACGGGCUUCCUCCGGCGCAUGCUGGCGGCAGCCGUGCAGUACAGCAUGGAUGACGUGCAGCCGCUGGUGAAGACGCUCAUCUGCGAGUCGGAGUGCACCACCCUCAAGGCCUUCUCCGUCCACGGCCCCACCCUGCACGCCAAUCAGGUGGAAUGCGGUGUGGUCAUUAAAACGGUACAGAAGGCAGAGGACACGGCCUCAGUGGACCAAUCAGGGAAGAGGAAGACCACUGAGGAGUCCGGGAACGUGCUGAAGAAAGCAAAGUCGGAGACGUCGAUGGAGCAUCCGGCGUUCUACUACAGCAUCCACCGGCACAGCAUCCGCGGCAUGAACAUGCCCAAGUUGAACAAAUUUCUCCAGUACCUGACGGAGGCAGGAUUCCGGGUCAGCAGGACUCACUUCGACCCAACGGGGGUGCGCACCGAUGCCACCCUGAGCCAGUUCAAGGCAGUGCUGACCAAGUACAGCGUGCCCACCUACUCCACCACGCAGGUGGGGGCCCGCAGCCUGAGUGUGGACGCACGCUGCCAGCCCGUGGAGUGACCCCUCCCUCAGGCCUCGCCUUGCGUGGCCCUCAGACGACGGACACGUUCUUACUGCACUGAUACUUUUCCUUUAGUGUGAUUUUAUUUUUAUAAUAUUUCUUCUUUAAAAGCCUUUUUUUUAAAGGGGUCUUUUGCUUUUCUCUUUGCAUCACAAAGACCAAACGCUGUUCUGAAUCCGCAGCCCAGACUUCGAGUCAGCGUGCGAAGAGCUUCUCUCUGACCGUGCCCUGAGUUUGAAGUGCACUGUACCGAGCAGGUGAUCCUCUCCUACGCUUCUGGGGGCUGGUGAUGCACUUUUACUGCGUCUCUCAAAGCGGAGACCCAAGGAUCAGCUUGGGCCCUUCCUCUUAGCAGUGAUUUUAUUUUUAUAAUAUUCCUUCUUUAAAAGCGCUGCAGUUUACCAGCCUUCCUCUUAGGUGUGAGCUGUGAAGAAUCCAAUGUAUUUUAAUGCUAUGGAGACUGGAUGGGGUCUGCUAUAUUGCUUGGUUUUAUGGUAAUUUCAGAAAGAUAUAUUAAACAUGGAUGUGAAAUA